Messenger RNA from Cucurbita moschata (crookneck pumpkin), 1070 nucleotides. RefSeq names its product ras-related protein RABB1b. Gene Ontology annotation, molecular function: GTPase activity; GTP binding. The transcript is spliced from 6 exons. Bases 209 to 844 code for a protein of 211 amino acids. The record is from RefSeq and is a predicted model, not a curated record. Gene Ontology annotation, cellular component: endosome. NCBI's taxonomy places the organism in Eukaryota, Viridiplantae, Streptophyta, Magnoliopsida, Cucurbitales, Cucurbitaceae. Gene Ontology annotation, biological process: regulation of endocytosis.
UAAAACCUCACUUUUAAACCAAAUUUCCCUCGGCCUUCGGCGCUGGCGGGGCCAUUUUCACAUUGCGUGUCGGUCAUUUUCACGUCAAAAACCUUCUUCCCUUCGCUAAAUUCCCUCUCCAAAUCACAUUCUCUUUGAAUCUUUCCGUUUCCAUAUCAAUUUCCGAACUCAUAUCGCCGCUGAUCUGAUUUCAUCUCUGUGUUUAGUUAUGUCGUACGAUUACCUCUUCAAGUACAUCAUCAUCGGCGAUACGGGUGUUGGGAAAUCUUGCUUGUUGUUGCAAUUCACGGACAAGAGGUUUCAGCCUGUGCACGAUCUAACUAUUGGCGUUGAGUUUGGUGCUCGUAUGGUCACCAUCGAUGGCCGACCUGUUAAGCUUCAGAUAUGGGAUACUGCUGGGCAAGAAUCAUUCAGAUCAAUCACAAGAUCUUACUACAGAGGAGCAGCUGGUGCUCUCUUAGUUUAUGACAUUACCAGGAGGGAGACAUUCAAUCACUUGGCAAGCUGGUUGGAGGACGCUCGGCAACAUGCAAAUCCCAACAUGUCAAUUAUGCUUGUAGGGAACAAGGCUGAUCUCGCUCAUCGAAGAGCUGUAAGCAAGGAAGAGGGAGAACAAUUUGCAAAAGAAAAUGGGCUCUUAUUCUUAGAGGCAUCUGCUAGAACGGCUCAAAAUGUUGAGGAGGCAUUCAUAAAGACUGCAGCUAAAAUACUUCAAAAUAUUCAAGAAGGUGUCUUUGAUGUAUCCAAUGAGUCGUCUGGGAUCAAGGUCGGUUACGGGCGCCCUCAAGGGCCAUCGGGGGCAAGGGAUGGAGCAGUUGCACAGAGAGGUGGAUGCUGUAGCUAAUUGUGAACCAAAGAAGUAGUAGUAUUGUAUAUGAUGAAGAAGUGAACCCUUUUGUGCAAGUCGUUUUACUCUUUGUGCAAACUGCCAUGAUUAAGUUUCUUCUUUGUUGUGUAUCCCUUUUAAAAAAACAUUGAAUGUACAGUGCCUCAGAACCCUUACUUGGCAAAACUAUUACUUUGCUGACUCUCAAAGCAAUUGCUUGACAAUAUUUUGCUCUGAUUCUGUA